GGGGAUUUCCGAAACACAUCCCCCGAUGCGUUCAGGGAUAUCAAGUGCGAAGUCAUGGUCAACUGGCUUCACUCUAAACAGGAGGAGAGAAUAUGGACGACUGGCGAUCCUGGAGAGGGCGUCGUGUUGAAGAAAUCCAAAGGGCGCUACGUAUGCUGCCCGAGUGAGCUUCAAUACGACGAUACCCAGUUCUAUCAGAAGGUUGCUGAGCUCAACGUCCGGGUUGCGAUGACGAUCAAUACGAGAGUCAUUAAGCUGAUUUUGGCUAGAAAUGAACUGCCUUGGGUUGAACUCAAUCAAGGUCUCCGCUUACAAGUGAUACCUGAUCUUGAGGCUCUUCCCUACUGCCAAAAACACCAGUCCGCUGCGUUCGUUGCCGCCCAAAAAGUACUAGUGGUAUGGGAAGAUGAUCCGAAGAAGCUUCUCGAUCGAGCAACGUACAUUCAGGAGACCCUAAUGUCAAUGAUUUGGGGAGAUCUAUCUACCCUGGGAGAUGGUGAGAAGAUGCAUCCAUACCUAGAGGCGUUGGCUAUCAAUGAAGACCCCGAGGCCCAAGUCAUCGAGGAGCCCCGUCCAAUGGUGUUUAUUCAGGCCUGUUUGACCGCAGUCACAUUGAUAAUAAUAUUGGGAGCCAUAGGAGGCGGUUGGAGACAAGUUGGAAUUGAGAUUCACGUGGAUCGCUCCUGGAUUCGAAUGGUGUUCGUUGUUUGCAUUCUCCCACAGGUCUGGCUCUCACUGUUCUUCUUCCAAGCCCUCAUAGGAAACUUAGCCCAACUAGUUGGACCCAUCGGACAAAUUCGUCAGAACACAAAAUUCUACUCUGGUCUUCCCCCACGGAGAUUACACCGAGAUUACAUGAAUGGACUCCCGCACGUAACAAUCCAAAUGCCCGUUUACAAAGAAGGCCUUCAUACGGUCAUAGCACCCACAAUUCGUUCAGUCAAAGCCGCUAUCUCAACGUACGAAUUGCAAGGAGGCACUGCCAAUAUAUUCAUCAACGAUGAUGGUAUGCAGCUCCUUGAUGAGGAUUCACAAAGGGAACGUCAAGACUUCUAUGAUGAGCACAACAUUGGUUGGGUAGCGCGUCCAAUGCAUAACCCACAUCCAGGCCAAAAGUUCAGGUAUUUCAUGCGGCGUGGAAAAUUCAAGAAAGCAUCGAACAUGAACUACGCGCUCUGGACCAGCGUCGAAGUAGAAGAGAAGCUUGCCAACUCCGUACGAGAUGAAGCAUGGAACCAGAAGCAGGAGAACGCUCUUUAUGCGCUCGCUCUCGAACAAGUUGUGGCGCAGGAGGAAGGCCGGACAUGGGCAGAUGGCAAUAUUCGAAUUGGUGAUUACAUCCUCCUCAUUGACUCGGACACUCGUGUUCCUAAGGAUUGUUUCCUUGAUGCGGUCAGUGAGAUGGAGCGCUCACCACAGGUUGCCAUCAUUCAAUAUUCAUCCGGCGUCAUGAAUGUCACAGAUAAUUUCUUCGAGAAAGGGAUCACAUUCUUCACCCAUCUUGUCUACACCCAGAUUCGUUACGCCGUGUCUAAUGGAGACGUUGCACCAUUUGUUGGUCACAAUGCUAUUCUCCGCUGGUCUGCUCUACAGGAGGUUGCCUACAAAUGCCCAAUUGACGGUUACGAGAAGUACUGGUCAGAAGAGACUGUGUCAGAAGAUUUCGAUAUGGCGUUGCGUCUUCAAACGAACGGUUAUCUUAUCCGAUUAGCAGCAUACCAGGGCGAUGGAUUUAAAGAGGGUGUCUCACUCACCGUGUACGACGAACUUGCUCGAUGGGAAAAAUACGCGUACGGCUGUAACGAACUCAUCUUCCAUCCGUUAAAACUGUGGCUGAGGAAAGGAAUAUUUACCAGGCUUUUUCUACGAUUCAUGUUCUCCAGUAUGCCACUUCCUUCCAAAUUCACUAUUAUGGCAUAUAUUGGAACCUAUUAUGCGCUUGGCUCCGCAUGGUUCCUUACCCUGAUGAAUUACCUGUUGAUCGGCUGGUUCAAUGGAUUGCUGGAUCACUAUUACAUCGAUUCGUUCAAAGUCUACUUUUCCAUCAUCGUCGUCUUCACAGGUCUGGGUAACCUCUCCCUUGCUGUGCUCCGCUACCGCGUCGGAGACAGAAGCAUCAGCGGCGCUUUAUGGGAAAACAUCCGCUGGGUCCCUCUCCUCGUCAUCUUUCUCGGCGGCGUCUCAAUCCAUAUCUCCCAGGCCCUCAUCUGGCACUUCUUCAGCGUUGACAUGACGUGGGGCGCCACGGCUAAAGAAGUCGAACAAAUAACCUUUUUCGAAGAGAUUCCGCGCGUCAUUCGCAGAUUCAAGUGGACGUUUGCCUGGUGCAUAGGCGUUGCGUCGGGCAUGGGAUACCUAGCUACAUGGGCGCCCCAUACUUGGACGAUCACAUUUUUUACGCCUGUCUGGCCGCUCGCUAGUGUGGUUGUGUGCCAUUUUUUAUUGCCGAUUGUACUCAACCCUAAUUUGAUGCUGUUCACUUGGUAA
This is a messenger RNA of Lindgomyces ingoldianus, 2487 nucleotides long. RefSeq lists its product as uncharacterized. The record is from RefSeq and is a predicted model, not a curated record. The transcript is spliced from 4 exons. NCBI's taxonomy places the organism in Eukaryota, Fungi, Ascomycota, Dothideomycetes, Pleosporales, Lindgomycetaceae. The coding region runs from base 55 to 2487 and encodes 810 amino acids.